Messenger RNA from Salvelinus sp. IW2-2015, 3966 nucleotides. It is a transcript of the gene loxl1, whose product is annotated as lysyl oxidase-like 1. The record is from RefSeq and is a predicted model, not a curated record. Lineage: Eukaryota; Metazoa; Chordata; Actinopteri; Salmoniformes; Salmonidae. Gene Ontology annotation, molecular function: copper ion binding; protein-lysine 6-oxidase activity. Gene Ontology annotation, biological process: peptidyl-lysine oxidation; collagen fibril organization.
AGCAAAUAGAAGGCUGCAGUCGAGGCACACAGGCAGGCACUCCUCUCCAGAAGGCUGAGUGAGAGCAAUGCUCAGUCAACUGACAGUCACAGCGCAGCUAGACAGCCAGGAAGACAGGGCAUUCUCUCACAGCACUAACAGACACCAGCACCACCAGCGGGGCCUCUGAAGCCCACUCCCCCCCUCCCGGAUAUGACUGCUCCUGGACACAGACUGAUCCUUAGCCUCUCUAGCCAGCUGUAAGGAGCAGCGAAUGGACAGAACCACUGGCAUAUCCUCCUGCUAUCCUCUCCACACCCCCACCACGCGCUGCUCCAUACCCCCAGAAGAGGAUUCAUGCUGUGUUGACAUAGGGUACAGGUGGUUGGUCGUGUUUGAGCGGCUGUUGGUUGUUUUCUCUGUGUGGUGGUGAGUUGAGGUGUGUUUAGUGUCAUGAUGAUGCUGCCUCUUGUUGUGAAGAGCUUGGUGUGUGUACUACUGGGCUUUGGAUGGGCCCAGGCCCAGGACCAGGCUGUGGGGCAGGAUGGCGCUGCCACCCCCUGGAGACAAAUGAUCCAGUGGGAGAACAACGGCCGGAGGUUCAGCCUCCUCAACAGUGGAGCUGAGUACGUCCCUGCCGGAGCACAGGAACAGGAGAGAAGUCACAGAGUGGUGGUGGCUGACUCUCGCCCCCGAAYCCCCCGCAGACCACAAGGWGGGAAYGUACGCAGGCAGGCCCCCUCCAGGGGAGGCUCGGAGACCGUGAGAGGACAGGCCAGACAUCCAUUUGGCUUCGGACAGGUGCCCGACAACUGGCGCCAGGGCUCAGUGGGGACAGGCUCCACCAACCCCCGCUUCAGGCCAUCCACUGGGUCCUCUUCAUCAUCCUCAUCAUCCUUCUCAUCUUCCUACAACAUCCCUGUCCAGCCCUACCCGCAAUACCCCUUCCCUCAGCAGCCCUACCCCCUGCCCUAUGAUCCAAGUGUGGUGGAGGGAGCAGGUCGGGGCUACGCGGAGCCACCCUUCCAGAGGGCCACAGGUGGAGGCUAUGGUGCUGGUGGUGGAGGAUAUGGUGCUGGUGGUGGAGGAUACGUUGGUGUCGGUGGAGGAUACACUGGAGUCGGGUAUGGAACUGGUGCUGGUCUGGCACCUGUGGUUCCACGCUCCCCGCAGGACUAUGGUGAGGAUGGCUACCGUUACUACCAGUCCUAUGGCUACGGGCCCAACCCUGCCGUACCUGCCGUGCCUGUUGUGCCAGCACGGGCUGCCCAGCCACCCUUUUCAGAUGGCCUGGACCGCAGAUACACACACAGCCUCUACAAUGGAGGAGAAGAUCCUGCUGCUGCUGCCGCUGCCGACACAGUGCCCGCUGCCCCGGACAGGACAGUGGCUGGCGCUCAGCCUCCAGUACGAAGCCCCCAGUACGAGCAGUUCCCCCCGUUCGGUAGACCUCAGGUGCAGCCACAGCCUCCCUUCCACCAGCCUGUGGUGCCAGGAAGAAACUCCAACAUGGCCGUGGAGAACCCCAGCGUCAACGUCGGGAGUGUCUACCGGCCGGAACAGAGAGGUUUGCCAGACCUGGUUCCUGAUCCAAACUAUGUGCAGGCCUCCACGUAUAUCCAGAGGGCUCACAUGUACUCUCUCCGUUGUGCUGCCGAGGAGAAAUGCUUGGCAAGCACUGCCUACAGCGCUGAGACUACAGACUAUGACAUCAGAGUCCUGCUUCGCUUCCCACAGAGGGUUAAGAACCAGGGGACGGCUGACUUCAUGCCCAACCGACCCCGACACACCUGGGAGUGGCACAGCUGCCAUCAACACUACCACAGCAUGGAUGAGUUCAGCCACUAUGACCUGCUGGAGGUCACCACAGGAAGGAAGGUGGCUGAGGGACACAAGGCCAGCUUCUGUCUGGAGGACACCACCUGUGACUUUGGUCACCUGAAGCGUUAUGCCUGCACAUCUCACACUCAGGGUCUGAGUCCGGGCUGCUACGAUACGUACAACGCUGAUAUUGAUUGCCAGUGGAUCGAUAUAACAGACAUCCAACCUGGGAACUACAUACUAAAGCUCCAGGUCAACCCCAAGUACCUUAUCUUGGAGUCCGACUUCACCAACAAUGUGGUGAGGUGUAAUAUCCACUACACGGGACGCUUCGUCACAACAACCAACUGCAAGAUAUCUCAGUCCUGAUCGGACGUGGGAAGGCUGCCCAGCCAGGGUGAGUCCUCCAGGACAGUGCUGUUCCAUUGAAAUGUGAAUGGAAUUCAUUUUGUUAUUGUUGUUGCUGUUGUUUUGUUUGUGCUGUUUUUGGUUUCCUGGGCCCAGAGUGAACAAGGGUUCCAGUGGCACUGAAGAGAACAUGGGGAUAUUUACACAAGCACACAAACUGAAAACCCAUACCAAACUCAACACUCCAGUCUCCCACAGUCUCCAUUGUUGUUUUCCUUCUAUAUUAUCCACAACCUUCUCUCCCAGACCAACCCCACUGCUCUUAUUUCUACUCUGACAGCCUUAAUGAGGCUUUUGUCCAUGAAAUAGUAACAUCUUGGACAUUGUGAAUAUGUUGCUCACAGCUGUGAGCAGAGUGGCUCGGUUUAGUUUAUAAAUAAGGUGUGAAAUGGAGCUGGUGCUGAAAUUAGUGGUCCCAGACGAGUCUGGGCUCAACUGCAAUUCAACAAAUUCAAAAAAUUGUGCAUUCAUCCAUGCUGUCUGGGAGGAAGACAUGGCAGCCCAGCCAGUGACUCACUAGGACCAUUAUAGUGUUGUUUUUCUUCUUCUCUCUGCCUCUUUGUGCCAGGUUGAAAAAUUGUGAUUCUCUGAGCACAUUUGCAUAGUGUAAUAUUAUGGAGAGACUAGAGAGAGGGGAGAAACCAGGUCUUGUUUGUUUGCACACGUUAGUCUCCAUCAAGUAGUCACUCAACACAAAGAGGCUGUCAGAACCUAGAGCGUUACCGCCUCUAAAUACCGUCGAAGUCAGUUUCCGUCCUCGUCCUUCAUUUUUGUAUUUGUCUCACAGGAAAACAUAAAGCUUAGUUGGCAGAACUGCCAUUUAUUUUCAACCAGGUGCUUUCCAGAAUAAAACUUACAUUGGAGUUUUAUUUUUUAACUACCAACACUGGUCAGAUGCCAAAUAGGUUAUCUGUAGCUUUGUAAGAAGAAUGUACAUGACAAUUAACCCACUGAUGCAUGGUUUUAGCUAUGGAGAACUGUACUUGUUUUAAUUGAUUGUAUUUUGAUUCUUCUCUUUUUUUAACGAAAGGGUCUUUAGUACUGUGUUUGAAUUGUUGCUGUAUUUGUGAAAUUCCAGGAACUCAUAUAUCGUUUUUUAUGCAAAUCCAGAUCAUAGUUUUGAUUUGUUCAAAUUGAGUGUGUUGCGGCAGAGASUGACUGUAAAAAAGAAACUGAUGUGGUAAAAAACCUAUCAUUGUGAUGCGUUACACUAGUAGGUUUAGCUUGGCAUUACAGACAGACAGAGUGCUGAAAUGCCGCCUCUACCUACCUCUAAAAGAGUGAGCUAUUGUUUCCAGUUGAGUGUACGGUUUCUAUUACACAUCCCUGUGAUGAUGGCCCACUGUGGCCUCCCACACACUCCGUUGCAACACACACCUACAGUAAAACACUUAAGAGAAARGAUUUAGAAACAUGAACAAAUGCAGAACAGGUCUAGUCUUGUAUACUGUUUAUAUACCAUAUUACACGUUAACGUUACCAUUUUAACAUUGUACAUAGUAGUCUAUCAAUGCUGUCAUUGACCAACACUUCUUUGUAUUCUGGUUGCUCUUGAUAUUGUGUGUUUACCAAGACAGGUGGGAAGUAUAAUUAGGAGAUUCUAUUCAAUCAAUGGAAUGACACUAUUAGACUUGUGGAUUAUAGCAGGUAUUAUUAAAUAUAUGAGUAUAUGUUGAUUUGCUUGAAUUCUUCUGUUCUUGAACACCUGUCAAAAAUGACAKACCCAAUAAAGACAUAUAUUUUCACCUCUAUAAGGUG